Molecule: messenger RNA, 1419 nt
Organism: Salvia splendens (bonfire salvia)
Lineage: Eukaryota; Viridiplantae; Streptophyta; Magnoliopsida; Lamiales; Lamiaceae
Product: 26S proteasome non-ATPase regulatory subunit 7 homolog A
Exons: 10
Coding region: 73-1005 (310 amino acids)
Biological process (GO): proteasome-mediated ubiquitin-dependent protein catabolic process
Cellular component (GO): proteasome regulatory particle; proteasome complex
Molecular function (GO): metallopeptidase activity; protein binding
Source: RefSeq, a predicted model, not a curated record
AAGACCAAAUUCCGCUCUCGUCCAAAACCCCUGCUCAAGCAACCGUGAGACGAAAAUUGGUGCGAAUUCGAAAUGGAUGUGAUCAAAUCGCAGCAAAUUUCUUCGCGGCCGAUCGACAAGGUGGUCGUGCACCCGCUCGUGCUGCUCAGCAUCGUCGAUCACUACAAUCGGGUGGCGCGUGACACCAGGAAGCGCGUCGUCGGCGUUCUACUCGGGAGCUCCUUCAAGGGCACCGUUGACGUCACCAACAGCUACGCUGUCCCUUUUGAAGAAGAUGACAGAGAUCCUAGCAUCUGGUUUCUUGAUCACAAUUACCACGAUUCAAUGUUUUCUAUGUUUAGAAGAAUAAAUGCAAAGGAGCAUGUUGUUGGUUGGUAUAGCACAGGCCCAAAACUGAAGGAGAACGACUUAAAUAUUCAUGGACUUUUCAACGACUAUGUUCCCACUCCUGUACUGGUGAUCAUUGAUGUCCAACCAAAAGAGCUCGGAAUACCUACAAAAGCAUAUUAUGCUGUUGAGGAAGUUAAGGAGAAUGCCACUCAGAAAAGCCAAAAGGUCUUUGUGCAUGUUCCUUCAGAAAUUGCUGCCCACGAAGUUGAAGAAAUUGGAGUGGAACACUUGUUAAGAGAUGUGAAAGACACAACUAUCAGCACCCUUGCUACAGAGGUGACUGGAAAGCUUGCUGCUUUAAAGGGUUUGGAUGCACGUCUGAAAGAGAUUCGAAGUUAUCUUGAUCUGGUUAUUGAAGGGAAACUCCCUCUGAAUCAUGAAAUCCUCUACCAUCUCCAGGAUGUAUUCAACCUUCUGCCCAACCUAAAUGUGUUGGAACUCGUUAAAGCUUUUGCAGUGAAAACAAAUGACAUGAUGCUGGUCAUAUAUCUGUCAUCUCUUAUCAGAAGUGUGAUUGCUCUCCACAAUUUGAUCAAUAACAAGAUGCUUAACAAAGAACACGAAAAGGCAGAAGACUCGAAGCCAGUUGCUGUGCCUACUGCUGCUGGUAGCUGAAGAUAAAGAGAUCUUUCGAGGGAGUUUGCUUUCGUGUGAUAUUCCAAUCUUGGAUAACUCUACUUGGAGAUCUCAGCAACAUUUUGGCAAAUACUGCAAUGGGAAGCUUUCUCUGAGGUUCAACUAAGUCUUCAAUAUUCGUAUUUGGUUUCUUCCCGUGAAUUUUGAGAUCCCGACUCGUCCAGAUUUGUAACAUUAUAGCGUCUCUCUCUCUCUCUCUCUCUCUCUCUCUCUCUCUCUCUCUCUCUCUCUGUCCCCUUUUAUAUGUACCAAUGAUGCACACCUCAACAGAUGGAAUGCUGUGUUUUCUAGCUCUCUGGAGUGACUGAAUCUGUCAAGCUUUAGAGCUUCUUUUCUAAUUCAUUUUGUUUUGCUUUUUAAUUAAUCCACCAUAUAUUUCUCCCACCUUUUCAA